GAGUUGUAUGCAUGUCAAAAACAUAAAUUCCCAACAAACUCAUUUUUUAGGUACUGUAUUCAAAUCCUAAUGCAUGAUACGAUGGUUUUUAUUGUUUUAUAUGACGCAGUUGGAAUAAAUAAAUUGUAAUAAAAUUAGCUGAAUUUACCCGUAAAUAAACUAACAUAAUUUUACAUAUGUUUCUAUUGUGGACUUUAAGGUUAAGAAGCCUGUAUAUUCAUGCACAUUUUUUUUAACUAGCUGAACGUUUGAUUGUAACUACUUUUCCUUUGGCCAUUGUUUUGAGUUUUAUUUUGAAAUCUGCGACCGGAAGUUUAGCAUCUUUAGCGUAAAACGUCAAAAACCGAGUUCUGAACAGCUUAAAAAGAUGAUCCACGGCGCGUAGCGUUUGUCAUAUUUACCUUUAAAUUGUAUUUAACAUCAUUUCAUCGUAUCGUUUCUUAAUGAUCGCUACGAUUGUUUCUUGUUGAGUUUGUUGACAUUUUUUUCUCUCCGUUUCCCCCCUCGGUGUGUCAGCUGUCUCCGCCCACACAUUCCUGUGUGUCUGGGUUUGCAGGAGGAGGAAAGAAGAAAACUGGACGUGUAGCUUUUCUGAAAACACACAAGAACCUGAGCGGAGAUGAUACUGAGCGACGAAAACAGUUUCCAGCCYAAAUCUAUCCGAUGUGGCGUUUAUUUGUUUGUGUUGAAUCCAGUUGGACUUGUUUCUGAGUCGUGAGUUCGUAUUUCUUUUAUUAUUUGUUUAUUUUUUCCCCUCCCAGACACGCAGAAGUUGUGUGGAACUUUAUUUUUGAGUUUGGAGUUUGUGAGCAGCAGAGAAAGCUCGGCGUGUGUCGCUGCUGGAGGAAAUAAAGUGAGGGAGGCCGGAGGAGGACAUCAUGGAGAUCCUGGASAGCAGCGAAGCGUUUCUCCACUGGGACAGAAACCUCAGCGAGCUGUCUGAGGCCGAGGACAUCGACUCUGUGCUCUACCCCAACCACUUCUCUGAGCUCCUGGAUGACCUCUCCCAGGAUGCUUUGCUGGGCCAGCUGCUCAGCGACCCCUUCCUGUCCGGGGAGAAGUACGGCGUGGAGUCCAUGGAGGGGGAGGACGGCGGCGACUUGUCCCCGUCGUCCCCUCUGCCCCCGCACAUCACCGCCGAGCACAGCUACUCGCUGUGCGGCGACAGCCGGCCCCAGUCGCCGCUCUCGCACCUGACCGGAGAGCACGGCAGCGAAGCAGAGUCGGACGGAGAUUCGGCUGAGUGGGCCAUGGAGCAGGACGAGGCCAUCGAGAGCCUCUUGUGUGAAACGUCCUCUCUGCUCCCGACGAUCUCCCUCUCGGUGUCCUCCUGCGAGGGACCCCAAGCACCCAAAGGCCCCGCUGUGGCCCCCGCAGCGCAGACGGCCGUCGGCAGCAACAACCAGGGCCAAGGCGUCAAGAUCAAAGAGGAGAUUAUAAUCCCUGAGAUUAAACUGGAGCCUCAUGAAGUGGAUCAGUUCCUCAAUCUUUCACCAAAAGGUCAGGAGUCCCUGCAGAUGCCCCCCACCCCUCCGAGUUCCCACGGCAGCGACUCGGAGGGCAGCCAGAGCCCCGUCCAUGCCACGCCAGGUCUGUCCUGCCCCACCUCCCCCACCAGCCCYCCGCCCUCACAGAGCAGCGCCAAAGUGUCGCCUCGCGCCACGUCCUCCCUGUCCAACUCCCCCCUGCUCACCGCUCCUCACAAGCUGCAGGGGUCCGGCCCGCUCAUUCUGACCGAGGAGGAGCGCCGGACGCUGGUGGCCGAAGGUUACCCCGUUCCAACCAAACUGCCUCUGACGAAAGCUGAGGAGAAGGCUCUGAAGAAGAUCCGCAGGAAGAUCAAGAACAAGAUUUCAGCUCAGGAGAGUCGCAGAAAGAAGAAGGAGUACAUGGAUGCUCUGGAGAAGAAGGUGGAGACRUGCUCCAACGAAAACAACGAGCUGCGCAGGAAGGUGGAGACGCUGGAGUGCACCAACAAGUCUCUGUUGCAGCAGCUGCAGUCUCUGCAGGCGAUGGUGGCAGGAAAAGUCCACAGGUCCUGCAGGGCUGCUGGCACCCAGACCUCCUCGUGUUUAAUGGUGGUCGUGUUGUGUUUCGCUCUCUUUUUGGGCAGUUUUUAUCCGGGCGGCUUGACUUCGUGUUCGAGCAUCGCUAAAACGAGCGUCGYGUCCAAACAGAGCGACGCCAAAGAGUCGUACACAGACUCCUACACAGCUACAGUGAAGUCCAGGAGUUUGUUAUCGACCUUCGAAGAGGAGCAGCCCCACCUCCUCGGCCUGGGCGGCGAAUAUCCCGAGCGGUGGGAGGACACGCCGGCCGUCGUCAUGGCGGCGUGGCGGCGCUCGGAGCAACAGAAGCUCGGGGCGGAGCCCGGCAGGGCGGAGACGCACCCGCCGUUUAGGAAUAAAAGYAACGAGACGCAGAAGAACCUGCUGCUGGACCUGCCGAGGACUCUGGAUCCGAGGUUGAACGAGAGCAGCAGUAAAGUGAUAGAGCUGGAUCGCUCGGUCAACGAGACCUCCUGAGGAGAGACCCUCCUGCAGCCCCCGAUCCAUAACACUGUACCUGUAGAAACCCUGAUAACGAAGACGCACUGGUCUUUAUAGCAGGACAAUGACUUCUGUAUUUAUAGACCUUUUUUUUUGUUGCUAUUAAAUAUUUUUAUUCUAUUCCACUCAUGCAUUCAUCUUAUUUUGAUACAAGCUUGUGUUGUUUAUUUUAUUUGUACUCUUAUAUAUAUAUAUAUAUAUUUGUCAUGUAGCAAUGUCUAGACUUACAGCGUCGAUAAAAUCUUCCUGUUUUUCACAGUAAAUUGGAAGAAAAGCUGCCAUUUCCUGUUUCUUCCAUGAUAAAUUGGACAUGUGCGAAAUGUUUUAACUCAUCUGCAUUCUUUUUAUGUGUGAAUCAGAAGUCAUGACGUGAUAUCUGCUGUUAAACUUUGGUUACGUUUAUCUGUUGCAGCACCGAGCGAGGCUAGCUGUUUCCCUUUGCUUUGAGUCUUUAUGCUAARCUAAGCUAACUGCCUUUGCAGUGAUUUGUUGCCUUUACCAGCCGYCACUUGCUGAUUUUUUUUUUGUGUUUUGUUUUUUUGUUUUUUAGCGUUUACCAAAAAUAAAUCCUCUCAUAAAUGAAAGAGUUACUAUUUUUGUAAACGUGGAUGGUUAGUGAAUGAGGAAUGGGUGUAAAUGAGAUGAUCCAUAUUUUAUCGUCGCUCUAUUUUGGGCUCUGGGUUGUUGAUAAAUCAUGAACUCUGGCGCUGCGGAUCUUAAGAAACACUUUGUUCUCCCCUUCAGCUGACGUCGGCUGAGCUGUAAAGAAUUCUUCAAACCGUAACGGUUCUGGUCCGGUUUACAGAGCAGAACUCCAGGUUUGAAGGGUUCAUCGUAAAAGAUGUCCGGAUGCACAUUUCUUACUGCCGUGUCUUUGGAAACACCAACAGAUUUAUUCCACUUUUUUUAAAAUCUGAUUUCCUUUCUUUGUUCCGCCUGUGUAAAUACUAAACUGGUUUCUGUCUUCUUGCUUUGAAAAUAAAGUAUUUUACUUAGUAAAAGCAUA
Molecule: messenger RNA, 3555 nt
Organism: Austrofundulus limnaeus
Lineage: Eukaryota; Metazoa; Chordata; Actinopteri; Cyprinodontiformes; Rivulidae
Gene: creb3l2
Product: cAMP responsive element binding protein 3-like 2
Exons: 12
Coding region: 879-2525 (548 amino acids)
Biological process (GO): regulation of transcription by RNA polymerase II
Molecular function (GO): DNA-binding transcription factor activity, RNA polymerase II-specific; cAMP response element binding
Source: RefSeq, a predicted model, not a curated record